CAAUUUUAGAACCUGGGAUUCAAGAGGUUAAACUACAGUGUUACUUAUGACUUACAUAGGUAGGUAAAGAUGGUACAUGCAGAUGCUAACUAUAAGAUUAUAUAUGGCCAUGGCGGCUAUAAUAUCUCCAGGACAAAGACAAAUGGACAAGUGAUUUACGACUGCAAUUUAAAGAAUGCAGUCGUGAACACUUACAAGGGUACAUCUGACAAAAACUAAUCCUCUAAUGGAACUCCUCACUGGAUAGCAUCAUUACAGAUCCAUAAUUAAAGUGGAAAAAUCAAUACAUUCUGAUUACACAUCUUAAAGCAUACACUUAUUUGCUAGCACGCUAGGGUGGAUAACAAAAAGACAGAGCUGAAAUUCUUAUCAAAGACCAAUUGUAAUAUGAUGUUUAUUAACUAAAACUUCAAAGAGUUCUAGCCAUUGACUGCAUUAAUGAAGAAUUAUUUUCAAUAAUUGGACAUUGAUUGUGUGACAGUGAAUAUAAUAUACAGAUCAGCUAAUAACCAUUAUAGGAGUCUAUUACUGGAGAUGUAUCGGUUCACAUUGAGGAGGUUAAUAUGGUUAUGCGGUCUCAGCUUCUUGCUUUUCCAGUUCUCGGCCAUUCUAACACGUCUCUCUACAGACGAGCCAGUGAUUUCAACACAUCAAAAACAGCUAAUGGAUACCACAUCAAAAAUGAAUCCCAUAGAAAAUCCCCAAGAUAAAAAGAACAUUCCUAAGAUAAAGGAUGAUGUUAAAAUUGAAAGCAAUGGUCAGAUUCAGAACAACGAUAUUAUUAAAAAGCCCAUUGCUGAUAGCCAGAAAAAUAGCAAAGAAACAGCUAUGAACCCUCCUAAAUCAGAAGAUAUCUCUAAACAAUGCCCUGUUGAUUCAAGCCUGACAUUCGCAAAGACAGAUUUCUGGCAACAGCUUCAAACAUCUGCUAAAGAUUCCAAAUUCUACAUAUUUUCAGCAUAUAUGGAUAUGUUAUGGCGUAAAAGUGAGCGUUAUGUGCGACUUGUAGGUACAACAACAACUUCAUUCCAUGCUGAGACAUUCUGUAAGUUAUGGUAUAGUGAUGGUAAGACAGAGACAGUGCCCUCUAUAAACAAUGCAAUAAAAGAAAACUGGGGUAUGCAAUACAGUGCAUAUUUUUACCUUUGCACCUUACCAAAUAAGGAGACUCCAUGUGCUGUGUCAAUACUCAGCGGGAGAGACAGUCCCCCACUUAAUAUACUCCCAGUGCAUAACAAUGAGUUCAACAUUGGUCUAACUAAAGGGGAGUUUGGAUUAUGUGUUAAGCCUCUACAUUAUGAAUAUACCAAAUACCUACAGUUUGUGGAGUUUAUUGAACUACAGCAGAUCCUAGGAGUGGAGCAUUUCACAUUCUAUCUGAACACUGUCAGUGAAAAUAUGACCAAAAUAUUAACUUAUUAUGAAAAGAAGGGAAUAAUUGAUGUGCUUCCUUGGAAAAUAGAUAUCAAGUCUCAGAAAGAGGUUAGAACUGAGAAUAUGUUUGCUGCAUUAAAUGAUUGUUUGUUGAGGUACAGAUAUCGCUUCAAAUAUGUUCUUAUGAUUGAUCUUGAUGAAUACAUUAUACCAUAUGAACACAACACCCUAAACUCUAUGAUGUCAGACAUACACUUAAGCCAUAGAGAUGCCUCAUUUAUAUUUCGCAAUGGAUUCUUCUAUCUACAACACCCAGAUGACAUGACAAUCCCAGAUAAUCCUCCAUUAUCAACUCUUCGUAAAACAACACGAUUAAUCAAACUGCAUCCUCACAACCAACGCUCAAAGUACAUUGUAGACCCCUUAGGAGUGGCAGAGGUUGGCAACCACUUUGUCUGGUCCCAUAUAUCAGGCUACACAACUAAGCUUGUCAGUGAUAAGAUAGCAUUCACCCAUCACUACAGGAUAUGUGAAUUUGGAGGAGAUGAUUGUGUGAAACUACCACACACAACAGACAGAAGAGCUCAUUACUUUGCUAGCAAACUUCUACCAAGAGUAAAACAAGUGUUUAUUAAUCUAGAAUUUCAUUGGUUACUGAAUUAAAUUUGUCUUGCAGCAAAUAAACAACAGGUACGUACUUGUAGUCACAUUGGGCAUAUGUUUAUAAAGUACAAACAAUAUUUGGCUAACAGUAUUUGAGUUAUGGUUUGUUUGUUCAAAUUGAUUGUUUACUUUUCGAGACAUUAUUGUUGACCUAAACACUUAACUGCCUAAAAAGUGUUAUUUCAACAAUGAAUGUGGUUUCACCAUAUGAAUUGUUGUGGAGGAUUUCAAAUUAGCCACCAAUGUGUUGGCAGCAGCAGACAGAUAGACAGACAGAUGGAUUAACAGCAGGACAUACAGACAAGUGGUUGAUAAUCAGUGUAGUCAUUAACGGCCUUCCCGGCAGAUAUUGUCCCGUAGAUUGAGCCCCGGUUCCGCAAUGUUUGCAAAAGCGCCGGUCAUUUGGACCAGCAUGAUAUUUAAUCGCCUACCUAGCAGUAGAAUUCAUGUCCGUGCUGUUAUUCUCCUAAUAAUUUGAGUUGUCGAUGAUUAAAUCGCCAGAUUUAAGUUAUUUACAAGAAUUCAUAAAAAAAGAGAUUAUACAAAAUAAAUGCGACAGGAAGUUUGUUCCGGGUUGGAAUAAGCAAUUUGAUUGGGUUAUCUAUAAUACACAAACUAAAAAACUGUUUUGUUAAAUAUGCAGGGCCAUGUAUAAGCCAUUCUAUUCAAGUGAAAACAACACUGCUAAUAAAUUCAGGCAAUACAGCCAGGGAACUCUUGUGCAAGGUUAUAAUAACUUUAAAGUAUCCAUACUUAAAGAGCAUGACACCUCCCUGGGCCACAAAAAUGUUCUUUAUUGUUUAACAAGAUUUUGAUUGACCAGUAACAUUUCAUACGGACCAGGGACUUUUUUGAGGUGCUAGUCAUUUUGAUCAGCCUAUUUUGAUACGGACCAAUCAACUUUGAUGCUCAACAGGUCUGUAUGACAAGUCUCUUUUUCCCCCUUAAUGACUACACUGUUGAUAACAAUAGCUGAAACCAUGUGAGGUAUAAAGUGAUACUUACCAUAUUGAGUACAUAUUUUUCUGCCUCCUUGGGACCAGAUAACUCCACUCUGUUUGCCAUGUCUGCCAGUGACAGUGUUAAGAAUGUCUGAAACAUAUGCAUACUCUAAUAAAGACCUUAACUACAUGUGUAUAAUGGCAUUCUUGCCAUGUCCUAGUUGUUUCAACGUAACAAUAUUAAUAAGGAGAGUAAUUCAAAAAUAGUUUUUUAAGCUUGUAGGGCUUUUUUAAAUUCCAUUGUAAUUGUAAAAGUUCAUUAAUAAAAGUUCAUUAAUAAACCAAGGAAUGAGUUUUACAUCCAGAGUGAGGUAUUAUGUCCUAUAUAAGAUGCAGGAUGUAUGGACAGGCCAUCAACCAGCGGUAGAAUAUCAUGUAGACCAAUUUUGCUUUAAACGCUAUAUAUAUCUAUCAAGCAUAUUCAAAGUAAAACUUCUACAUCAUGAGCAAACAUAAAUGUUUUGUUAAAGAUGUAAUUGUAAGUACAGUAUAUCACAAAAAUAAGACUAUGUAGUACUAAACAAACAUGUGUUUAAUGAAGAAAUAUACAAUAACAAAAAUCAUAUUUUGAUUGUAGGAUUUGUGUUAUCUGAAAAAUUGUCACUUUCACUUUCAUUUUUCAACUAAUACUAUCAUAUGGCCAACAUGUCGGGGUAGUCAAUUUUGAUCCACUGGAGAUCACACAAAAUAUCAUAUCACCAUCAAAAGUAGACAAUAUAAUUUUGAUUGAUUUUUGAUUUUUCUGUCAUAUUACCAAUUACUGGCAACCCUGUCGCUAUUUUCCUCAUAUCUUGGUCAUUCUAGGGAGUAACUCCCUGAUGUUUAGUACAUUUGUACAUCAUUCAAAGUACAUCAAACAACAUCUUCCAGGGUCUGAUAUUGCACUGUAGGCAAACAUGCACCCAUCAUCCAAAAUGUCCAUACCUGACUUCUACCUUUGGGAAUACACCAACAAUAGAGUGUACAAGAAUGACCUCAGGACAAUUGCAGACCUCAAAAUGGAGAUCAUCUGUCUCAUUCAGG
Messenger RNA from Owenia fusiformis, 4061 nucleotides. The record is from the annotation of a GenBank genome assembly. NCBI's taxonomy places the organism in Eukaryota, Metazoa, Annelida, Polychaeta, Sabellida, Oweniidae.